UUGUCCAAUAUACGCCAAAACCCCUCUCCAGUAUCCUAACGCCACUUUGAUAAUAACGUGAAUGAAUUCCAAGAAAUUCAAGAAUCCGCUUGUCUCUUUCUCUCAAUUUUAGCGAUUGAUGGCUACUGGUAUUCCAAUUCAAAGGUUCCCUUGGGCAGAUGAAGCACCCAGUUCAAUUGGGUCAUCCUCAAAUUCAAACAUACCCAAUAGAAAAUGGCGUAGUUGGUUACCUCUCUUCGUUGCCCUUGUGUUUAUAGCAGAGAUUUCUUUUCUGAGUAAAAUUGACAUGGCUGAAAAAGCCAAUCUUGUUAAUUCUUGGGCUGACUCCUUCUAUCAGUUCACAACGUCUUCUCGGUCCACCAUUGAACUGGCUGUUGAUGAGGCCGAAUUGGGUGUUUUGGUUAGUGAGGUCGAUCAAGGUUUAGUACCAGGGGGCUGUGAGGAGUGGUUGGAAAGGGAAGAUUCUGUGGCCUUUUCCAGAGAUUUUGACAAAGAACCAAUUCUUGUUCGUGGCCGUGAACAGACAUUGAACUCCUGUUCGGUGGGAUGUAAGUUUGGAACCAAUUUCGAUAAGAAGUCUGAUGCAGCAUUUCGGCUACCACGACAAGCUGGCAUAGCUAGCGUGCUACAAUCUAUGGAGUCAGCUCAAUACUAUGCUGAGAACAACAUUACUCUGGCACGACGAAGGGGAUAUGAUGUUGUAAUGACAACAAGCCUCUCUUCAGAUGUUCCUGUUGGGUACUUUUCUUGGGCUGAAUAUGAUAUCAUGGCUCCAGUACAACCUAAAACAGAGAAUGCCUUAGCAGCGGCUUUCAUUUCUAAUUGUGGUGCUCGCAACUUCCGCUUGCAAGCUUUAGAAGCCCUUGAAAGGGCAAAUAUCAGAAUUGAUUCUUAUGGAAGUUGUCAUCGUAACAAAGAUGGAAGAGUUGACAAAGUGGAAGCACUGAAGCACUACAAGUUUAGCUUGGCUUUUGAGAAUUCUAAUGAGGAGGAUUAUGUAACUGAAAAAUUCUUUCAGUCUCUUGUAGCUGGAUCAAUCCCAGUGGUGGUUGGUGCUCCAAACAUCCAAGACUUUGCUCCUUCUCCUACUUCAGUCUUGCACAUUAAAGAGCUAAAAGACGCUGCAUCAGUUGCCAAGACUAUGAAGUAUCUUGCUGAAAACCCUAUUGCAUAUAAUGAGUCAUUAAGGUGGAAGUUUGAGGGCCCAUCUGAUGCCUUCAAAGCCCUGGUUGAUAUGGCAGCAGUUCAUUCAUCUUGUCGUUUGUGCAUCUUGUUGGCAACUAGAAUCCGGGAGAAAGAAGAGCGGAGUCCAAAAUUUAUGAAGCGUCCCUGCAAAUGUACCAGAGGGACUGAAACUGUCUAUCAUGUAUAUGUACGUGAAAGGGGGAGGUUUGAGAUGGAUUCCAUUUUCCUAAGGUCAAAUAAUUUAUCGCUACAGGCCUUUGAAUCUGCUGUGCUUGCAAAAUUCAAGUCUGUUAAACAUGUCCCAGUUUGGAAGGAGGAAAGACCUCAAGUACUUCGCGGUGGAGAUGAACUCAAAAUUUAUAAAGUAUAUCCUCUUGGCUUGACACAGAGACAGGCAUUAUACUCCUUCAGAUUCAACGGGGAUACUGAGUUCAAGAAUUACAUCGAAAGCCACCCAUGUGCAAAAUUUGAAGCCAUUUUCGUAUAGUUGAAGUUUAGAAUUUUGCUUGUAUCAGAAUUGCAAGCCAUGGUGUAACUCUCUGUUCUUUGCGUGCGCCGUGUAUUGGUUCUGGAUCUUGCCAUAUGGAUGCAACCAGGGAGAGUCAGGAAGUGAUUGUUACAAAGGGUGAAUCUGAUAUUUGGUGUAAACUUCUCAUCCUUCACAUUUUCAAGCACAAGGAAGGUUAGGAAGGAUCAAAAUUUUCCCUUUUUAUGGGUAUGUCCAUAAAAUAACUUGUGAUUUUUAGUGCGGUGAGGAAUUCGCUAAGCUGAUGGUUUAGCUGAGAGUUGUAGUUUAGUUCAGACUGCAGGUUAGUGUUACAGGUAUUGACAACUUUUAGCAACGGUUAUUUUUCUUUAUAAGAAGUUUAUGAACUUCCAUACUCAUGAAUAUAAGUUUCUAGCUAUGACUAUAGUAGUUUUUGUGUGGUUCA
Messenger RNA from Solanum lycopersicum (tomato), 2117 nucleotides. Its product is annotated as glycoprotein 3-alpha-L-fucosyltransferase A-like. Gene Ontology annotation, molecular function: alpha-(1->3)-fucosyltransferase activity. NCBI's taxonomy places the organism in Eukaryota, Viridiplantae, Streptophyta, Magnoliopsida, Solanales, Solanaceae. The record is from RefSeq and is a predicted model, not a curated record. Gene Ontology annotation, cellular component: membrane.